Molecule: messenger RNA, 5797 nt
Organism: Cavia porcellus (domestic guinea pig)
Lineage: Eukaryota; Metazoa; Chordata; Mammalia; Rodentia; Caviidae
Gene: Spmip10
Product: sperm microtubule inner protein 10
Exons: 3
Coding region: 2091-2522 (143 amino acids)
Biological process (GO): flagellated sperm motility
Source: RefSeq, a predicted model, not a curated record
AAGGGGUUGGGGAUUUAGCUCAGCGGCAUAAGUGCCUGCCUUGCAAGCAGGCAGUCAUGAGUUCUAUUCCUGGUACCGACAAAAAGGGAAAAGACAAAAAAAAAGAGUUCCCCAGUGCUCGGGUCCUGGGCAGCUUGGCUCGCGUGCUGCCAGCACCAUGUCCCGUCUGCAACACACAGCCCAUAGCGUUGCUGCCGCUGCGUUGGGACCUGCUGACUGCACAGCGUGUGCUCUGCUGUUGAGCUGCUUACCCUGGCCCCAACUUCUUUUCUCCUUGUGGUGCUGGGGAUUGAGCCCAGGGCCUUGCAUAUGCUAGGCAAGUGCCCAACUUUUUAAAAUCUCAAAUAUUGUUUAAUAUGAUUGCUUUAACCAAGGGAAGAAGCGUACUUUAAAUAGGUAAGUGUAUAUUGUCCUUGUGUGGGUUUUAGUUGUUGGGGUUUUUUUUUUUUGCUACUAAGGAUUGAGUCCACUGAGCUGUGUCCACAGCCUGCUGUGUUUUGCUUUUCUGUUCUUGGACAAGACAGUCUCACUUAGCUGCCCAGCCCAGCCUCAAACUUGGCAGUCCUCCUGCUUCAGCCUCCUGUAGAGUUGGGAUUCAGCCCUGUGCUGUCACACCUGGCUCAUUACAUAAGAUUUUUUUUUCUCCUUGUGGUUAGGAUGGAACCCGGAAGCACCAUACAUGCUACACGUGUCUGUACCACAGAGCUAUCUUCAGUCCUGUGAGGUGAUUUUAAAGCUGCAUUGCAUUGGAGAAGAUAAACAUGUAUUGCUACUUUCUCCAGUUCCCUUUUUAAAGGGCACAAAUUCCUGAGGGUACUUUCUGUUCAUUCAGAUUGUCCCUCUUAAACUGGGAAUGGUGACCUACAGCUGUAAGCCCAGCUACUUAGGAGGCUGAGGCUAGAGGAUUGCAAGUUUGAAUGCAGCCUGGGCAACUUAGACUCUGUCAGAAUAAAAUAAAAAAGACUGAAUAGUUAACUGGAUAAUAAAUCCAGUUAGUGGUGGGUCAGCACUCCCUGGGUUCAAGCCCUAACAUUGCAACAAGGGGAAAGAAAGAUUACCUCUUUUGCCUACUUUCUUAGUUCAUUUUUUUUUUCAGUUGUUUAAUAUUUGAAACUGUUGUAUAGAAAGCAGUGCUUAGUUUUUUAAGGUUCUUUAAGUUUUUCAUGUUAAAAUUAGUUCUAAGAGAGCCAGGCAUGUUGGUGCAUGCCGUAAUCCCAGCAGUUGGAAGGGUGAAACAGGAUUCCCACGAGUCUGAGAUCAGGCUGGGCUACAUAGCAAGACCCUGUCUCAAAAAAAUUUUUUGAAGAGUUAUUAGCUACAGUGACACAUGUCUUGUAAAUAAGCCCAGUAGUACUAGAAAGCUGAGGCAGAAGGGUCACAAAUUCAAGGCCAACCUGAGCAAUUUAAUGGUGCAUUGAGACUAUCUCAAAAAAACAAGAGUUGUAAUUCUGUACAGAUUGCCUGAGUUCAGUCUUUAAAACUACAAAAAAUAAAACGCUUUAUAAUCAAAAUAGUCUGCAGUAUAACAAAAGAAAAUGGGUCAAAUUGGUUUGGAUUUAAGCAAAUUUGAUUUUCUUCAAGUAUCUAUUAGGUGAUAAUGUGCAGUUUAUAAAAAGUAUAUACCAUGAUGUGCAAUAUAUAAAGAGCAAAAUAAACCAGAAGCAAAGAAUAUGAAGUGCUUAUUUGUGAACAUUUAGUCAAACAUUUUUGUAGUAUGUGGCAAAUUUCCAGUGUGCAAGCAUUCUCAUUUUUUAAUUGCUCACACUAAAUAAUUUUGUCAAGAAAGGAAAUUAAAAACCAUACUGAAGCCAGGCAUGAUGGCACACAAUUCUAAUCCCAGCUCUUAGGAAGCUGAGGCAGAAGGAUUGCUGCAAGUUCGAGGCCAGCCUGGGCUACAAAGUGAGUUCAAAGCCAUCCUAACCUGCAUAGCAAAAUUCUGUCUCCAAAAAGACUCAAAAACAAGUACUGAAAAUACGUCUGAGCCCACUUUUAACUGCUGAGGUAACCGCUGAGGGUUGCUGUGAAGUUAGCAAUACAUUGUUACAUCAGUGGUAGUGCUUUCAUCUUUAGAACAGUGACCUGGGUUCUAGAUGUGCAUUCUGUCUCUGCUGGCAAUGAUGGCUUCGGGAAAAGACACUUGCCCUCCCUUCCCUAAACUGGCCAACAACUGCUCCGAUGAGAAUUCCCAUAAGCCUGCCAAUAAGUAUGAAGAGAUUCAUUUGCCACGGUUUUCACUCAGGCAAGGGAUGAUUCCAACACGUUACAUAAUGCCGUGGAAAGAAAACAUGGAAUUCAGGAAUGUGAACAUGAAGCAAGCAAAAGUAUCUGGGAUCUACAGUGGCCCACUAGAAGAAUCUCUGUUCCUGAAUUGCAGAGAAAGGCUUUGCCACGGGGAAGAUCGUAAAAUUGUCUUCAAGAAAAUCCCACCAGAGAUAAAAAUUGCAGAUAUGCCUUUGCAUUCACCUCUCUCCAGAUACCAAAGUACUGUGAUUUCUCACGGCUUCAGGAGGCGGCUGGUCUGAUGAACACAGAAGGCAAUAAAGCCGGGCGGGCCCUAGAGCUCAGCAGAACACCUGUGUCAGUGUGUAAGAAACCUUGGGCUCCAUCUCCAGUACCACAGACAGAUAAUGAAUUAAAAAUGAAGUGAUUCAGUAUUUCAGUAAAUGUUCAAGUUCGUGGUCCAUUUGCAUUUCCCCUAAGUUCUACACAUUUAACAAUCUUAAGUUGAGAGCAUCAUUUGUAGACUACGGAAGCUUUGGAAAGGACGGAGGCUCUGAGUCGGCUGAGGUGAAGUGGGAGAGCAAGGAAAACUGCUUUCGCUGAUGCUAAUUUCACGCCAAGGAGAUGAACACAGCCGGGCCCAGUCCCACUGCCUCAUCUCGCCCGGCUGUCUGUCUGUCUGUCUGUUUAUUCUACCAUUCAGCCCCGCCCAUACUCUGUUUCAGAUCAGCCUCAAGAUACGGAGUUAUGUUUGCUACCUUGCCGACCGCCUCUACCACCCUUCUCGCUGACCCACCCCUCGCACUCACAUCUCUAAAACUCUGGACCACAAGCAUUAAUCACCAUGAUGACUACAAGUGUUUGGCAGACAGCUCUGUCACACCACACGUGACUUCAGCUGUGAGAGGUGUACUUUCUGUGUUGUUCAGUGUGCCUGAGGGCCAGUUUCCUACAGCACAAAAAUGAUUCACAUAAUUGAACAACAUACAAGCAUCCUAUGCAAACACCACAACCACUGUAGAAGAAAGUACGGUGAUUCCUUAAGAAAUUAAAUGUAGAGGGCUGGGAUUUAGCUCAGCGGCAUAAGCACCUGCCUUGCAAGCGUGUGGUCAUGAGUUGAUCCCCAGUACCGAUAAAAAAGAAAUUAAAUGUAGAAUUAUCACAUGACUCAGUAACUUCAUUCCUGAGCUAUGUACUCAAAAUAUUAAAAGCAGAGACUUAAAUACUUGUAUACCUGUAUUUACAGCAGCAGUGUGCACAAUAGUAAAAAAGUUGAAGCAACCAAAUGAUACCAAUUGCUGAAGACAAACAAAACAUGGUAUAUGCAUGUGAUGCUGUAUUAUUGAGCCAUAAAAAGGAGUGAUCUGAUUUGUGCGGCAACAUGGAAAAACCUUGAAGUUAUGAUGCUAAAUAAAAUAACCCAUACACCCCAUUUUUAUACCCUGUAACACAUGCAGUAGAAAGUGGUUCUCUGCAAGCCAGGCAGAGGGCUCUGGCCAGGACGAUGCUACUGACAUCUUGCUCCUGGGCUUUUGGGCCUCCAAAGCUGUGAGCACAAAUGUCUGUGGUUUACGCCACCUGCCUGGGCAUUUUGUUCCAGCCUGAGCAGACAAGGCACCACGUCUGGUGUGCGGAUUCGGAUCACCUUUGGAGCCCAUUUCUCAGCCUGAAGAACUAUUCUACUUCUUUCAAAGCAUGUCUACUAGCAACAAAUUCAAUAUUGCUUAUCUGGGGCAUUUUUUUUUUUCAUUUAAAGAGAAAAACAAAACAAAGCAGUAAAAGGGUACAAGUAAUACAGAAUUUCAAGAAAAAAAUAUACAGUAAGAAAUCACUAGUUAAGAUUACAUAUUGUCAUCUUAGAAACAGUUGUCCAAAUUACAAAAUUAAAGCAUACAAAGUGGACAUUCAUACAGUGAGGUAGCAGACAGUUCUGUUCAAUGAGCCAAUAAAAACUCAGUAAUACGGUUUUCUAUCCUACACACCUAAAUACACAUGCACUUAUAUCCUUUAGAUCACUUUCUUUUCCUCUCUUUUUUACAAUAACAAUUAUACUUUUUGGGUUUUAUUACUCCCACAGUUCUUAUUACUUUUUUUUUUUGAAGAGAAAAAAAAAAAACCAAAUGUGACAAAGCAAAACAGAGUCAGAACACAAGGAUGGACAUAGUAUAUGAUGCAAAAACAGAAUACCAGGUGAUCAACAAUGGUUACCAUUAUGCCUCUUGCUAUCUUAAAAAGAGUUGCCUAUAUCAUCAGGUAUAGUAGAAUUGAACAAAACAGUACAGAACAAGACCAAUAAAACCUACAUUGGAGACCUUACAGGACUUCAAAAGAAGAUAAUAGUCAAACCAAAAUGGGCAUUAUAGUAAAUCUUACUGCCUUGAAAGUGGUUGCCUAUACCCUCAAACUUGAUACUAUCAAACAAAACAGAAUAGAGUAAAAUCAGUCAGAACAAGAUGGGGAGAGAUUUACAGGGGUUCAAAUCAGGUUAAUGGGAAAACAAAAAAAUUACUAUAAUAUAUCCCGCUAUUUUUUUAAUUUAGUUUUCCUUUAAUUAUAAAAAAUAAGAAAAAAUAAAUUUUUUUUAAAAAAAAGGAAAAAAAGGGGAGAUUGAGAUAAAAGAGGACAUAGCAACAGAACAACACAGGUCAGAACCAAACAAUUUAAGCAUCAUUGUGUUUCACCACCAGAUAACCUGACAUAAUAGUAGUCACCAUAGUGUCUGUUUCCUUGAAAUAUUUGAGUAUAACUUCAUAUAUUAUAGCAUCAAACAUAUUAAGACAUUGUGAAGCCAUUCAAGAGAAUAAAAGUAUUACCGGGUAUUUAGAACCAGCUAACAGAAAACGAACAACGGUUUCUAUAUUAUCUCUUUGCCUAUAAAAAGUUUUGUUUAUACUAUCGCAUAUAGUAAAAUAUAUUAAGAUACAACAUGUUAAAACCAAUGGAAACACGAACAACAGCUUGGCGGGACUUCAAAACAAGAUAUUAAAUCAGCACUAGCUAUUGUGAUGCCUUGUUUUCUUCAAAAUAGCUAUUCGUACUAUCACAGACAAUAAAAUUGAACAACCCUAUCUGGGACAUUUGUAUAUCACUGUUUUUUGGAAAGAAGUUCUGAUGGGUAUUGGAUGUUUGUUUAUUUGCACACUUCAAAAAGUGUACCACACUCUUGUGGCCGCCGUUUCUUUUCUGCAGAGGCAGCACUUAAUAUUAACCUGUGUUCCUGUUGUCAGUGUCUCAUUACUCCUUGCUAAUCCUCAUCUCUGACCUUUAGCAUUUUUAUUACGUAACCCUUUGCGGGCUCUUUAGGUUUAUCCUAUUUGGAGCUUGUUGUGCUUCUAGAACAAGGACUUAGAAGCUAGACCUGAAGACAGCAGUGGGAAACUGAAAGCCGAUCUCGAGCUUCUUUCCUGGUGCUCCCUGCCCAGCCUUCUGAUUAAAGCUCCUUUCCCCGCUUGUCUCCCUGAGUAGUGAUGUGAAAAGGGCGACUGAGCCUGGUCUGUUGGGACACCAGAGUUGGCGAUUCUGCCCUGAUGUUCUGGUAGCCCUUCUUGGAAGUAAAGGCUGUUUCUGGAUAAAUUCA